CACCAGCUCGGUGUCGGACGGUCCCAGCCUCAGCCCCGCACCAUGGCGGAGAGAAGCGGCCGGUUGAGCUUCCCCGGGAGCGGAGCUCUCAACAGACCGGUCCCCAUGAACCUGUUCGCCACAUGGGAGAUAGACGGAUCCUCCCCGAACUGCAUCCCGAGAUUGUGCAGUCUGACUCUGAAGAAGCUGGUUGUGAUGAGGGAACUUGAUAAAGAGCUGAUCUCUGUGGUCAUAGCGGUUAAAAUCCAGGGCUCCAAACGGAUCCUGAGGUCCCAUGAGAUAGUGCUGCCACCCAGUGGGUCUGUGGAGACCGAUCUGGCUCUCACCUUUUCGCUGCAGUAUCCUCACUUCCUAAAACGAGAAGGAAACAAGCUGCAGAUCAUGCUGCAAAGGCGGAAGAGAUACAAGAACCGGACUAUCUUGGGCUACAAGACUCUGGCAGUGGGAUCCAUUGAUAUGGCCGAGGUGAUGCAGCACCCGACGGAGGGAGGCCAGGUUUUGCCUCUCUGCAGCAACCAGAAAGAGCUGCUGGGGAAGGUGGCCGAGAUCUGGAUCUUUUCUCUGUCCAGCCAGCCAAUCGACCACGAGGAGGCCGCUCUGCAGGGAGGACAGAAGAUAAAAUGCUCCGAUAACUACUCGGAGGAGGAGUACGAGAGCUUCUCCUCGGAGCAGGAGGCCAGCGACGACGCCGUGCAGGUCCAGGAUCUGGAGGAUGACGAGUACGACGUGAGAAAGCCAAAGAAGCAGAGGAGGUCCAUUGUGAGGACCCCCUCCAUCACCCGACAGCAGAACUUUAAGCAGCGCGUGGUGGCUCUUCUGAAGCGCUUCAGAGUUUCAGAUGAGGUGCUGGACUCGGAGCAGGACCCUGCAGAGCCGCCCCCCGAGGUGGAGGAGGAGGACCUGGACCUGGACAGCGUGGAGUUCGAGAACCCGAGUGACAGCGGCCCGGAGCUGGACGACGACGACAGCGUCCUCAGCACGCCGAAACCCAAACUCAAGCCAUAUUUCGAGGGUCUCUCCAUCUCCAGCUCUCAAACGGAGAUCGGCAGCAUCCACAGCAUCCGGAGCCACCGGGAGCCUCCGAGCCCGAUCGACCUGGAGAAAACCAAGUGUGCCGGGGCCAAGUUUCCAGAUGACGGCGUGUCUGAUAACGUCUCCUUUGAGCAGCCCGAGGCGGUGACUCCCACCACGGAGCUGGAGAUGGACAACAUGGACACUUUUCUAGAGCGACUGCCACCGAGUGGCAAAAUGACCAAGACAGAGUCCCUAAUCAUUUCAUCCAACAGGCAGGAACCGAAGUUGGCAGGGAGGCGAGGCCGGAGCACGUCGCUGAAGGAGCGGCAGCCCAGCAGGCCGCAGAACGAGAGGGCCAACAGCCUGGACAACGAGCGGUCCCUGGAUACGCGCUGCCACCUACAGAUCCCGAGAAAGACGGUGUAUGACCAACUCAACCACAUCCUGGUGUCUGAUAGCCACCUCCCCGACAGCAUCAUCCUCAUCAACACGUCAGACUGGCAGGGCCAGUAUCUCUCAGAUAUGCUGCAAAACCACCACCUCCCAGUGGUCUGCACCUGCACCACGGCCGACAUCCAAGCUGCGUUCAACACUAUAGUCUCCCGCAUACAGAGAUUUUGCAACUGUAACUCCCAGACGCCCAUUCCCAUAAAGAUCGCGGUGGCCGGAGCGCAGCACUACCUCAGUGCUGUUCUGAGGCUUUUUGUGGAGCACCUUUCCCACAAGACCCCUGACUGGCUCGGCUACAUUAGGUUCCUUAUCAUCCCUCUUGGUGCACAUCCAGUCUCCAAAUAUCUCGGCACUAUUGACUAUCGAUACAACAGUUUGUUCCAAGACCUUGCUUGGAGGGAGCUGUUCCACAAGCCGGAGGCUCCGGUUAUUGCCCAGCAGAACCCAGACGUGGUGUCGAGGGUAACUCAGUACAUGGUGGGAGCCAACGGCGCUCACCAGCUUCCCAUCGCGGAGGCCAUGUUAACUUACAAACAGAAGAGGAAAAAGAGCUUUCAUUUUGAUUUUGCAGUAAGCCCGGAUGAGGACUCGUGUCAGAAAUUCAUCCCCUUCAUUGGGAUGGUGAAAGUUGGCCUGGUGGAGCAAACAUCCGCAACGUCAGGAGACUCUGACGAUGCAGCCCCUCUGGGCUCCUCGCUGCUCUCCUCCACCCCUCCACAAGUGUCACCGGCUCUCAAAGAGGCGUCGCCCACCCCGCCCUCCUCGCCGUCCGUCACCACCAGCUUCUGCGCUUACAGUUCUGUAGGUCAGGGGGAGCUGAUGGGGCUUCAGGUGGACUACUGGGUGGCUCCCACAGAGAGGAAGAAAGACAUGGAGAAGCGGGACUCCUCCUCCAAAAACACUCUGAAGUGCAAUUUCCGCUCGCUGCACGUCAGCCGGCUGCCACUGGGGGGCGCCGAGCCGAGCCCGCAGCCCACCAUGUCCAUGACUGUGGUGACCAAGGAGAAAAAUAAGAAGGUCAUGUUCCUGCCAAAAAAGAGCAAAGACAAGGAGGUGGAGUCGAAGAGUCAAGUGAUCGAGGGCAUCAGCCGGCUCAUCUGCACUGCGAAGCACCAGCAGACCAUGCUGAGAGUACUGAUCGAUGGCGUCGAAUGGAACGACGUCAAGUUUUUCCAGCUGGCGGCUCAGUGGUCCUCACACGUGAAACAUUUCCCCAUCGGCAUCUUUGGGCACACAAAAGGCCCGUACUAGCAGCACUUAAGAGAC
Molecule: messenger RNA, 2730 nt
Organism: Cyclopterus lumpus (lumpfish)
Lineage: Eukaryota; Metazoa; Chordata; Actinopteri; Perciformes; Cyclopteridae
Gene: pacs2
Product: phosphofurin acidic cluster sorting protein 2
Exons: 25
Coding region: 43-2715 (890 amino acids)
Biological process (GO): protein localization to plasma membrane
Molecular function (GO): transmembrane transporter binding
Source: RefSeq, a predicted model, not a curated record